Molecule: messenger RNA, 1619 nt
Organism: Alosa alosa (allis shad)
Lineage: Eukaryota; Metazoa; Chordata; Actinopteri; Clupeiformes; Clupeidae
Product: altered inheritance of mitochondria protein 3-like
Exons: 7
Coding region: 391-1569 (392 amino acids)
Molecular function (GO): zinc ion binding
Source: RefSeq, a predicted model, not a curated record
CACAAACUCAAACAUUCACAGUUACAGCUCUUCUCUCUACCAGAGUCGUUUGACAGCUCCAAAGGUCAUCCAAGCACAACAGAUCAGAAGUCAUUGAUUGCCUUCAGUCUCAGCCAGCAAUCCAAUCAGACAUCACUGAUUGUCACCAAUCUCAGCCAGCGAUCCAAUCAGACAUCACUGAUUGUCACCAGUCUCAGCCAGCGAUCCAAUCAGACAUCACUGAUUGUCACCAGUCUCAGCCAGCCUCCAAUCAGACAUCACCGAUUCUCAUCAGACUCAACCAGCCAUCCAAUCAGAGAUCACCGAUUCUCAUCAGACUCAACCAGCCAUCCAAUCAGACAUCACCGAUUCUCAUCAGACUCAACCAGCCAUCCAAUCCAAUCACAGCUGAUGGAUCAGUCUGACGGUCCGGCAUCACAGACCCCUACAUCUGUCCAUUCUAAAGCCAGCGAUGACCGGCCUCCAAUGGCCGCCGAACAUGACGUCAUCAACCAGGAGUCCAUAACUAUCACCACAGAUGGACAGACAUCAACAGAAAUCCAGUCUGAAGACACAGACCCAAAAGCCGACACCAACAGCACGCCUGAAGAUUUGGAUCGACAGUUUUCAACAACUAUCCAACCUCCAGUCAUGGAUCCAUCAGAUGUUAUGGUCACCACCCAACCUCCAAUCAGUGAUCCACAUGUGACUAUGGUCACCACCCAACCUCCAGUCAGUGAUCCACAUGUGACUAUGGUUACCACCCAACCUCCAAUCAGUGAUCCACAUGUGACUACGGUUACCACCCAAGCUCCACUCUCGGACCAACAGUCUCCAGUACCCAAUACGGCAGUGACCAGUGGGCAAGAGAAGAAGAGUGACACCUUUCUGCAGCGAAUGAAGAAUGCAGACACGAUGGGCGAGAAGUUUAACGAGGUCAAGACAUCCAUGACCCACGGGGCACAAAAGAUUGGGGGAAUGAUCGAUGAGAAGAUUAGAUCUUUAAAUGCGCACAAAGAUCUCCAGAUGACUAUGGUACCUGCAGAGGGCACACCUGUAGCACAGACAACCUGCUUCAUGCCUCCUGCCGUUGUCCAAGCACAGACUCUACAGUCUUCCACGGUAACGCAGGCUCAGGUUGAGUACACACAAUCUCCCAUUGAAACACAACUUCAGCCUGCAUAUGCACAGUCUCCCAUGGAAACCAAGAAUCAGGCUGCAACCAUGGCAACCUCACCCCAGUACAUGCACCCCCAGGGUCCGGCUGUGGUACAACCCCAGACCAUAAAUCCCCAGGUGAUGGCGGCUCCUUAUAACCAGUUUCAGAAUCAAGGUUCUGGGGUGGUGAUUGUGUCCGGUAGCCUUGGUGACCAACCGAGUGUGACAGUUUGCCCUAACUGUGGGAAACGUGUUAUGACCAGGGUGGUCUUCAAGAGUGGACCGUUCUCAUGGGUUAUGUGCAGCACCUGCAUCAUUUUUGGGCUGGUGUUUGGGUGCUGCGUAAUUCCAUUCUUCAUGGACUACUUCAAAGAUGCCCAUCACUUCUGCCCUGAGUGCGGCAACCCCUUACAUGUCCACAAGAGAAUGUAACACACACAUUAUUAUUGUCACGUCUGGGACAUUUUCUUACUUUCCAGCUG